Messenger RNA from Drosophila obscura, 1344 nucleotides. RefSeq lists its product as uncharacterized. Lineage: Eukaryota; Metazoa; Arthropoda; Insecta; Diptera; Drosophilidae. Bases 46 to 681 code for a protein of 211 amino acids. The transcript has a single exon. The record is from RefSeq and is a predicted model, not a curated record.
AGUACUUACAAUACAUUAAACACCUCAAUCCAAGCCCGUAGCACUAUGAAUCCAAUUUGUAGGAUUGAUAUUAAUCGGCCCGAGUGCCAGAAAUGGAUGGAUGAUGUGUACAAGAAAUGUCGCGAGAUCUUCAGCAGGGAAGUGGCCGCAUCAGCCUGGUGGCAUGACGCAACGCCCGCCAUAUACAAAGCGGAUAUACAUGCCAUGACCGCCUUGGAUUGUCACAAGCUGAAGCGUGAUCUGGCCAAAGAAGUGGCUGCCACAGGCGCUGGAUCGCCGCAAGGCGCUGUCUUUCUUUGGUGGCACAAGGUGCUGCUAGUUGUGGCAUAUUUUGUGGUCUUUGGUGCGUUUAUCUUCCUCUAUCGGUGGGUCGAUGCCAGCUGCCGUUCUGUGAAGAUUGAAGAACUGCCCAAAGCCCAAAGCCAACCGGAGGAGGCGCCACCAUCUCCUAAGGAGUCGCCAAAGCAGAAAAGGAAUAAGAGAACGGUAAAGGGUUGGUUUCGUCGCCAGUGUCGCCACCUGUUUGUCCACAGCGAGGCGGAGUUGCGGCGCCAGAAGGCCAAGCGGGCGAGGGAGGAAAAAGUGCACGAGGAGCACACGCAGCGUAAGAUCGAGAAGUGGACACAUGCCCGGGAGCGGGAGGAGCAGAAAAGGAGGGACAGGGAGGAAAGAAAGAAAUGACCAACGUCCUGAAGCACACGACACACACCACACCGCACGCAUAGCUUUAAUCUGUUCCGAUCAAUACAAUCGUUUCUAUUUGGCACUGGACAGCUUCAUCUUUUUGCGCUUGUUUUGCUCACGUUCCAGCCACAUAUCCUCCCGAUCCUCCUUUCUGCCCAGCCGCAUGCUGGCGCGCUCCUCUUUCUGCACUUGAUCAAAGUUGGCGUCCAUGUGGCGCAAGUCCAUGUCCGUCUCGUCCGAGAAGCGACGCUUGUCAUAGCCAAAGAUUCGCCGGAUGUGCGAUGACACCAGCUUGGAGCUAAUUUCCUCUUCUUCCUCGACAAUAAAGUCCCGCAUCUCCUCCAACUCGUCCUCAUCCUCCGAUAAGUUGUGCUGCUCUUUAACGCGCUUAGGUUCAGUCUUUUUGCGCAGAUAUUUUGCGGGACCUGGCAUCGGCAGUGUGUGGUUAAUGGAUCCGAAAAGUUGAGAUAUAUCUGCAUAAUCCUUACCAUAGUAGCCAAACUUCUCACGUUUCUUCACCUGCUCCAUUCGGCUCCAUUCCCUGCGUUCGCGUUCGGCGACUUCACGCUUCUGCUUGCUGGUCAUCAGGCGACUCAUUUUGAUAAAAAUAAAAACGGAAGGGUACGAACACAAAACUAAAAACUAAACUAACAAUUAUAA